Messenger RNA from Rhizophagus irregularis DAOM 181602=DAOM 197198, 1627 nucleotides. RefSeq lists its product as uncharacterized. Lineage: Eukaryota; Fungi; Glomeromycota; Glomeromycetes; Glomerales; Glomeraceae. Gene Ontology annotation, molecular function: protein binding. The record is from RefSeq and is a predicted model, not a curated record.
ACCCUUACGUAAGAAUAUUCCGUGCUCAUAUAAUUAUUUUAAAUUAUCGUUCACCUUAUUUGAGAAGAAUUUUAUCAACUAAUAAAAAGAAAAAUGAUGAAACUUUGGUUAAUAUUAAAUUACCAAAUAUUUUACCCGAAACUUUUCAAAUAAUUCUUAGGUAUAUUUAUGGUGGAAAGAUUUUGUUAGAAGAAUGUGAUACUUCAGACAUUAUUAAAAUUUUGAUCAGCGCAAAUGAAUUAAGUCUUCAAGAACUAGUUCCCCAUUUACAAUCUUUUUUAAUUAGAAACAAGACAAAUUGGUUAGAACAAAAUUUAAGUUCAAUAUAUCAAUUAAGUUUUGAAAAUGAUUCUUUCUUGGACCUUCGAAUGUUUUGUACAAAUUUAAUAUCUGAACAACCAGAAAAAAUUUUUAAUUCACCUGACUUUACUUCAAUUCCAGAAAAAUGUUUAAUCUCUAUUAUUCAAAAUAAUAAUAUUGAUAUGAGUACGGUUCAAGUUUGGGAUUAUGUACUUAAAUGGGGUGUUGCUCAAAAUCCUGAACUUUCUUCGGAUUAUACAAGUUUUUCAAAUGAUGAUUUUAACGCUUUAAGAAAUACUUUGCAGAAAUGUAUUUCUUUUAUUGGAUUUACUGAUUUUACUCAUAAAGAGUUCUUGCAUAAGGUUCACCCAUACAAAAAGAUUAUUCCUGAAGAAAUGUAUGAAAGUUUGAUUGAAUAUUUUUUGGAUCAUGAUUGUAAUCAACCAGAACCGCGGAUAAUUAGAGGAAUUAGUAAUCAAAGCGAUAUCAAUUCAAAUCCACGGAUAAUCGGAACCAGUAAUCAAGGUAACGACAAUCAAGAGCCCUCAUUAUCACGGGUAAUUAAAAGCACUAGCAAUCAAAAUAAUGACAAUCCAGACCCAGAGAUAUUUCCAGUACGAGGGUUAUUCGAAAGUACCAGCAAUCAGAAUAAUGACAUUCCAGACCCAGAGGUAUUUUCAGAGCUAACAAUAUCCAGAAGAACUAGUAAUCAAAGUAACGACAAUCCAGAACCAGAGAUACUUCCAAGACGACGAAAGGCACGACAGCGGAAAUCAAAAAGAGCUAGUAAUCAAAGUAACAACAAUCCAGAACCAGGGGCAAUUCCAGGGUUAUUUAGAAGAAGUAUUGAUCAAAGCGACAAGAAUCCAGAACCAAGGGUAAUUCCAGGGUCAUUUAGAAGUAGUAGUAAUCGAAGUAACAACAAUCCAAUAAUAAUUCCAGGGGCAUUUAGUGAUCAAAGUGAUAACAAUCCAAAACCAGGGGUAAUAAUUCCAGGGGCAUUUAGUGAUCAAAAUCCAAAACCAGAGGUAAUUCCAGGGGCAUUUAAUGAUCAAAGUAACAACAAUCCAAAACCAAAGGUAAGAAUUCCAGGGGGAUUUUAUAGUGAAUAUAAUGGAAAUAUGCUUUUUUAAGUGAAAAUAGCAGUUAAUAAGUUAAAAAUAGAAUUUAGGAAGCCAAGAAAAUAUCGUAAUUAUAGAAAAAAUGAUGUUUUGUAAUCUACAUUUUUUAACAAUUAUAACUAUGCAAACUAAAUUUGCCGCUAGUAACUACAUGAUUGAGUUUUUAUUACUGGCCGAGUUUUUUUGAGUGUUUACGUGUUUUGUCA